ACCCAAAGUCGCGCUAAGCAAGUCUCGUCCAUGUAGUUUUAUAUUUCUACAGGCGCUAUUCGUAGCAUAGUUCCUCUAUAAUGACAGAAGCAGUUCUUAAAACUGUGAAGGGCGAAUAAAGAGUUAAGAUAGCUCACGAUGGAUCAAUGGAUUAGAGAACGGCUUUCUAGUUGCUUGUGUUUCGAGAUCCCAGAAGAAAUGAUAAGCUAUAUAAACACUAUACGGGAUAAUAAAGAAGUUGACGAAUACUUCCGUACGCUCCUGGACUCCACUAAUGUAGAGCAUAUGGCUUUUCUGAAUGAGCUUAAGGCAAAAAAGAAGGGAAUUACCCUAACUAAUAAACCUCAACAGCUGAAAGAUGUUGCGAAAGGAGCAACAGGUAGAGGUAAGAACAAAAAAAAGGGUGAACAUAUUUCACAACAUACAAGUUCCGAACUGUCGGAAGCGAGAGUGCCUUUGAGCUCAAAGAAGAAAACAAACCACAUCUUACUGCAUGGUCACGAUGAUAUCCUAAAAAACGUAAUGAUGUCGCAAGGCCGCCAUUACUGCGACUGCCAGGCGACAAAACAUAGGCUCAUCAACAACUGCCUCAACUGUGGCCGAAUUGUGUGCGAGCAGGAGGGUAGCGGAUCAUGUUUGUUUUGUGGUUUGCUGGUCUGCACAAGCGUAGAGCAAGGUGUCAUUGACAGUGCAACUAGUACUGGAGCUGCACUGAAGCAUUCGUUGAUGGCUCAAAAUCGGCCGAUCGGAUUGACUGAAGCAGUAAUCACUCGCAAUCGCUUACUAGACUACGACCGAAAUAGUGAACAGCGAACGGCCGUAAUUGACGAUGAAUCAGAUUAUUUUCGUGUCAACUCAGUGUGGUUGUCUGAUGCUGAGCGAAGCAAUCUCGAGCAACUAGAGAGCGAGUUGCACAAGAAAAAGCACACGAGUCGCCUUUCUAGUCGAAUAUCACUUGGUUUUACUGAGAGCAAAUUGAUGGAACCCCAACUAACAUUCGAUAAUACGAAGGCCAAGUUUGAUCGGGUCGCUAAAACAUUGAACGAUCAGGAGAAUGUAAAGGGUACGAAGAACACGGAAACAAGUAUCACCAAUAUGCGCCCCUGUGUAAUGGGAAUAACUCCUACGUUUGUCGAUACUAACUAUCCGACGUUAGUCAAAGCAGAAGUCUUCAAGCAACACGAUUUCAACGAAGUCUACAACCGAGUGCAGGAUAAAGAAUUUCUCGAAAUGUCUGAUUUUCGAUACUGUCUCUCGCUACAUCAACCUUGGGCUUCUAUGCUAGCGGCUGGCAUCAAGCGUCACGAAGGUCGUACGUGGUACUCGGCACAUCGUGGUCUUCUGUGGAUUGCAGCCACCGCCAAACCAGUGUCAAUGGAAACAGUUAGCGAGCUUGAGGCGUUCUACCGAACGAUGUACAUUAAUGAAACGUUGAACUUCCCGAAGCAAUACCCUUCCGGAUGUUUGGUGGGGUAUGUUAUGGUGCAAGGAUGUCUGCCGCAAGAAGAAUAUCGGAAACAAUACCCAAACGGAGAAUGUGACAGUCCCUUUGUUUUCGUCUGCAACAACGCUCAGGAGCUUCCUAUUCAAAUUCCAGUGAAAGGAGCACAUAAAAUCUAUAUCCUGGAUUCUAAAGUACAUCAAGCGGCUGUUAAAUCUUUGCAGCUAGUAGGAAAAAGGUUCGAAACAAAAACUGCAGUAGCUUAGGACAAAAGGUUUUAUGGUCCUGCUGCAAUGCCACCAAGGUGACAAUGAAAUAUGUCAAAAAUGCACCAUCCACACCAGACCAUCCAUAACGUUCGUUUCCACUCUUCGCACUCUGUCAUCAUCUUUAUCUUAACAUUGUGUAAUUACUAAGAUAACAUCUGCAACAGAUAACGGUGACCCGCGAUUGCUGUAUCGUCCAGCGCAAAACUAGUUGUGUCCCAACAUGAAGACCUAGAAAGGAAUAAACGGACACUUCGUCCUACCAACCAACGAGAAAAAAUAAUUUUUUUCUCCUUUUUGGAAAUUCUUUUUCGGAAUUUUUGGGAGCUUCACAUCCAUCUGUUACACAAUCCGGUUUUAUAGUUUUAGAUCAAUCGUGCAUCGUGCAGCAGGCGUAUGCUCUUGGACGUUCUGUCGCGUUGGGGAACCGAUGUGAGAGAACGGCUCCGAGGGCCAGCUCGUGCUUAGAUCUUACGUGCUCUAAAUGUUACCGAGAAAGUUGCAUUCAUUCGAAUGCAGUGUUGCAGUGAAUGCAGUGUUCUUAUUUCAUUGUUAGCGAUUGCAGCGCCUGUUUUGCACACAGCUUUCUGAAACCCGAUACUUCAGUCAAAAUAUUGGUUACACUGCCCAAUGAGAGGCCUAAGGCUUCUACUAAAUCCCUUUCAGUCACUCGACGAUUUUUCAA
Molecule: messenger RNA, 2392 nt
Organism: Anopheles cruzii
Lineage: Eukaryota; Metazoa; Arthropoda; Insecta; Diptera; Culicidae
Product: activating signal cointegrator 1
Exons: 5
Coding region: 139-1707 (522 amino acids)
Biological process (GO): positive regulation of DNA-templated transcription
Cellular component (GO): nucleus
Molecular function (GO): zinc ion binding; transcription coactivator activity
Source: RefSeq, a predicted model, not a curated record